AUGGGAGUAACAGCUUUUAAGCCACCUCCAGAAGUAAAUUUUUGCGGUAACCUAUCUGAAGUGUGGAAAAGAUGGAAGCAAAGGUACGACUUAUAUGUACUAGCAACGUCCACGAACACUUUGCCCAACGAGCAACAAGUAGCUAUACUAUUAAACUUAAUGGGUGAUCAAGGCAUUGAAUUGUAUAAUACGUUCAAUGUAUCAGCAACUGCAAAAGUGAGUGAAGUAUUAGAACAAUUUGAAAAGUAUUGUAAUCCUCGUAAGAAUAUUGUCUAUGAGAGAUUUAUAUUCUUCAACGCUAAGCAGAAGCAGGAUCAGAGUAUCGGAGAAUACAUAAUAGAACUACAGACGUUAUCAACAUCAUGUGAAUUUAUGGAAAAAAACAACUUGUGUCGUGAUAGGUUGAUAGUGGGGCUGUUAGAUGUCGGACUACAAGAACGUCUAUUGAGAGAAUCCAACCUUACAUUGGAGAAAGCUGCUGAAUUUUGUCGAACCACAGAAGCGAGUCGACAACAGACCAACGCAAUCCAAGGGCAAAGCAGUCAGACCAGAACCAAUGCAGUCGAGAGAGUAGAUGCAGUCAAAACAAAGGAAGGUACAAAGGCUCAUUUUAAGUGGAAAAAAAAUUAUCAAAGUAAAAGUAAAUCGAGUUGUCCAGCGUAUAAUAAAAUGUGUGCCAAGUGUACAGGCAAAAAUCAUUUUGCUUCUGUUUGUAGGAAAGAAAAAAAGCAUGUGCAUAUAGUUGAUAGUGAAUGUGACACUAAUAAUUUGUUUAUUCACUCUUUAAUUAGUAGUGAUAGUAACAAGUCAUGGUUCAAAGAUGUAAUAGUCAGUUUUAAAGAAAUACAACUAUAUGUUAAUUUCAAAUUGGACACUGGUGCAGAGGCUAAUAUUUUACCUCUCCAUACAGCUAAAUUGUUAAAAAUAAAAAAAUUAGAUAAGACAAGGACUGUCCUAAUAAGUUUUGGAGAUCAAAGAAUAAAACCAGAAGGAGAAGUUAUUUUGGACUGUACUAUAAAAAACAAAAGUGAGAGACAUAAAAUAAAAUUUCUAAUUGUAGAUAUUAGUAAUGCUAUUCCUAUAUUAGGAUUAGACGCAUGCAGAUUAUUAAAAUUGAUUGGUAGAAUAGAUACAGUAACACUGACAAAGUUGGAAGAUAAAGUUAGUAGGAAAAAAUAUCAUAUUACUUUAGACCAAGAGGUAACUCCAGUUAUAAGUCCAAAUAGGAGAGUACCAUUUAGUAUUAUUCCUGAGUUAAAAGAUACUAUUAAGUCACUGGAGAUAAGGAACGUUAUCAAGAAAAUAAAUGAACCGACUGAGUGGGUAAGUCCCUUAGUGAUUGUUAAAAAACCUAAAGGAGGACUUAGAUUAUGCUUAGAUCCAAAAAAUCUUAAUAAAGCAAUAAGGAGAGAGCACCAUCCCAUCCCAAACGUUGAAGAAAUAUUAGCAGGGUUAGAAGGUAAAAAAUUGUUUAGUGUAUUAGAUCUCAAAGAUGGUUUCUGGCACGUGAAAUUAGAUGAGGAUAGUUCAAAAGUGUGUACGUUUACUACACCAUUUGGUCGUUAUUGUUUUAUGAGAUUACCUUUUGGAAUUUCAUCUGCACCUGAAGUUUUCCAGCGUAAGACAAGUGAGGCUUUUGGAGAAAUUGAUGGAGUGCUCUGUUAUUUUAAUGAUCUUAUUAUAUCAGGAGCAACAGAACUAGAACACGAUAGAGCCCUUGUUAGAGUGUUAAACAGAGCUAGAGAAUUAAAUAUAAAAUUUAAUAAGGAAAAGUUUCAAUUCAAGCGAAAUACAGUAAGUUAUGUUGGACAUGAAAUUUCGCAUGAGGGUGUGAGGCCAGAUAAGAAACAUAUAGAAGCAGUAGUAAAAUUAAGUUAUCCAAAAACGAAAAAAGAGCUGUUGAGAUUGUUAGGAUUAGUAAAAUAUGUUGGAAAAUUUAUACCAAACCUAAGUAAAAUAACUGCACCUUUAAGACAACUUACACAAAAUAAUGUUGAAUUUAAGUUGCAAAGUCAACACAUACAGUCCGUCGAUAAGCUUAAAAAAUUGUUAUCAACAUCACCGCUUCUUAAAACCUUUGAUAACAAAAAGCCUAUCAUAAUACAGACAGAUGCUUCUCGAGAUGGGCUGGGUUCUGCAUUAAUACAAAAUGGGCAUGUAGUGUCGUAUGCAUCUCGUAGUUUAAAUAAUGCUGAGAAACAAUAUGCCCAAAUAGAGAAAGAGAUGCUAGCCAUAUCGUUCGCGUGUGACAAAUUUCAUACAUUUAUUUAUGGCAGAAAAGUAGUUGUUCAAUCUGACCAUAAACCACUGGAGUCUAUUUUCAAAAAAGAUUUGCAUAAAGUAACUAUGAGACUGCAAAGAUUAAGAAUGCGACUGCUAAAGUAUGAUUUAAGUAUUGUGUUUACACCCGGUAGAGAGAUGUACAUUGCAGAUACAUUAUCAAGGGAUUUUUUAAGCACAGAAGGUGAUAAUGAUCCUGAAAUAGAGUUAGUGGUUCUUGAGUUAAUAGAAAGUCUAGCUAUGUCGAAAGAGAAAAAGAAGUUAUUUGAAACAGAAACAGAAAAAGAUAGUGAACUAAGUACCCUUAUCAAAUUGUGCAACACUGGUUGGCCAAUGACUAAAAAUAAAGUCCCACACAACAUACAAUUUUAUUGGAACAUUAAAGAUGAUCUAAUGAUAGUAGACGGACUAGUAUUUUUAAAUAAGAAAGUUGUUGUGCCUGAGAUAUUGAAAAAUCCAAUGUUAAAAAUAAUACAUGAAGGACACUGGGGAAUAGUCAAGUGUAAGUCCAGAGCAAGAGAGUUACUGUAUUGGCGUGGUAUGGAUAAAGACAUAGAGAAAUUAGUUCAGUCAUGUAAUGUUUGUACUAAACUACAAAAUGCUAAACCUAAGGAACCUUUACUAUCUCAUCCUGUACCAAACAGAUCUUGGGAAAGAUUAGGAGCAGAUAUAUUAGAGUUUGAUCAUAAGUAUUAUUUGGUAGUCGUUGAUUAUUAUUCUAACUGGAUAGAGUUGUUACAUAUCUCUAAUAAGUCAGCUAGUGAAAUAAUUUCUAAAUGUAUGUCUAUUUUUGCUAGGUUUGGUAGUCCUGAUAUAGUAGUAGCUGACAAUGUACCAUUUAAUAGCAUCGAAUUUAGGAACUUUGGAAAAGCCUGGAACUUUGAAGUGAUUACAAGUAGUCCUAAUUAUCAGCAGUCCAACGGCUUAGCUGAAAAAUUUGUGGGGAUUUGUAAAAAAAUUUUAAAAAAGAGUGUUGAGAGUAAGCAAUCCCCAUAUAUUUCACUGUUGGAAUAUAGAAACACUCGUAUUGAACGUGUGGGUUUUUCUCCAGCAGAACUGCAUACAAAAAAGUGUAAUGAAUUUAUACCACAAGAGGAUAUAUUAUUCUUAAAAGAUAAUGUGUGGGUACCAGGAAAAAUAAUUAAGAAAGCUAAUGCACCUAGGUCUUAUUGGUUGAUUGAUUUGUUUAAAAAAGAGUUUAGAAGAACAAGUAGACAUAUAAGAAAAAGAAUCCUAGGACCAAUUAGUAUAAAUGGUGAGAGUGAUGAGAAUGAAAACCUUGAAGAAAAAAAUGGAGCUUUAAAAGUUAUUUGGGGCUUUGUCUCCCCCUCUGAACGUGUCACUGAAAUCAACAAAAGUAUACUGUAA
Messenger RNA from Myzus persicae (green peach aphid), 3648 nucleotides. RefSeq lists its product as uncharacterized. Gene Ontology annotation, molecular function: nucleic acid binding. The coding region runs from base 1 to 3648 and encodes 1215 amino acids. The record is from RefSeq and is a predicted model, not a curated record. Gene Ontology annotation, biological process: DNA integration. The transcript has 5 exons. Lineage: Eukaryota; Metazoa; Arthropoda; Insecta; Hemiptera; Aphididae.